GGUACAUAUAUUGAGGAGGGGGAUGAGGCUGAAGAGAAUCUCUACAGUAAUACAAGCAAGCAGAGUGAGCUUCUGGCAGGGCGUUGAGGGACACCUGUAGUGAUAAAGCUGUGAGAGUUGACACUAAGGUGAGAAUAUCAUGUGCGUAUCUCGGCUGGUUUUGCUGCUUGGGCUGCUUCUAUGUGUGGGGGCUCAGCUGUCCAGCGGCCAGCACUGGUCCCAUGGUUGGUACCCUGGAGGCAAGAGGGAGCUGGACUCUUUCGGCACAUCAGAGAUUUCAGAGGAGAUUAAGCUAUGUGAGGCAGGAGAAUGCAGCUAUUUGAGACCCCAGAGGAGGAAUAUCCUGAGAAACAUUCUUCUGGAUGCCUUAGCCAGAGAGCUCCAGAAAAGGAAGUGACAGCAUUCCACCCUUACACUGCUUUUCUACCUAGUGACCCUCUUCUUCAAUGUCCUCGUCUUGACGUGAAACAACUUUAUGUUGAUCCUCUGAUCUUGUUUACUUGGUAUAUUUGCCCGUAAAUUUGUUUUCAAGCAUUACAUGGAUUUUCCCUGUGGUAAACAAAUGUUGAAAUUACAAUGUCCCACAAUAAAGUAUCUAUUUUGAUAUUAACUUUUUUUUUUUCAUUUUUGAUUUCCAAAAUUGUCCAUGGUAUAAAGUGUGAAUAGUAUCUGUCUAGUAAAAAAAAGUAGGAACCUUAGAUGUUGUAGAAGUUUCAAAAUAAAAAUAAUAAAAUUCAUGAUGGCUGAA
This is a messenger RNA of Siniperca chuatsi (mandarin fish), 748 nucleotides long. It is a transcript of the gene gnrh2, whose product is annotated as gonadotropin-releasing hormone 2. Gene Ontology annotation, molecular function: hormone activity. The transcript has 4 exons. Gene Ontology annotation, biological process: multicellular organism development. Lineage: Eukaryota; Metazoa; Chordata; Actinopteri; Centrarchiformes; Sinipercidae. Bases 140 to 397 code for a protein of 85 amino acids. Gene Ontology annotation, cellular component: extracellular region. The record is from RefSeq and is a predicted model, not a curated record.